CGUGCCGACGGCGGCUGGGAAAGGCCUUGGUUGCCAGCCGCCGAGGAGGGUGGGCUGCUCGGCUGCCUACGUCCCCGGAGAGCGGUCGGGGCAGGCGGAGUCCACGCGCCAGCAGAAGGAUUCAAGUUACAGAAAGUGCCCUUGAGGAUGCUGCAGCAUCACUCUAAAAUAGAUCCAGGGUGACUUAAAGGCCAGAGCAGCAGCAGUGAGCGUGGAGGAAAGCGAAUGGAUCUGGGAAUCAGUAAGGAAGAGGAAAGCCAAGAAGCACUGUCAGCUGUUGACCUGAUGGACAUUUGUAGAACACUCUACCCAGCAGCAGCAGAACACACAUUCUUUUCAAGACUAUUCUUUUGCAAAUAGAUCACAUUCUGUGCCAUGAAACAGACCUAGGAUGUCCCUUGGUGCCUACUGUGUCAUCUGUUGCAGAAGAAUAGGAACCUCUGCUUCCCUGCCCAAAAGUCUCACCUCCUGGAAACAUGUCCGAAAUAUAGUAAAAUUUACUGGAUCUCUUAUUUUAGGAGGCUCACUAUUUCUUACCUAUGAAGUUAGGGCCCUGCAGAAGUCUUUAACCUUAGAUACUCAGGUUGUAGAACGAGAAAAAAUGAAAUCAUAUAUAUAUAUGGACACAAUUCCUCUAGACAAAAUCGAAAAUUAUGGGAUUGUUUGGCAGACAAGACGUGAACUUCAUAAAGCAGUAAGAAAAGUGUUGACAAUAUCAGCCAGGAUACUGAGGAGUCCAUUUGACGACUCUUUCAGCACAGUUGACAUAGAAGAACAUGAAUGUCCAGUGUGGCUGCUCCUAAGGAAGAGCCAGGAGGAUAACAGAGCCAUGAGACUGGAGGCUGUGCAGGAAAUGUCGGAGGCCCACCACUGGCAUGAUUACCAGUACAGGCUAAUUGCUCAAGCCUCUGACUGGAGAACCCUUAUUGGUUUGGCACGAAGCAAAGAGAGUGAUCUUCGCUUUUUUCUCCCGCCACCUCCUUUGCCAUCUUUAAAAGAAGAUUUUUCCACGGAGGAAGAACUCCGACAUUUGCUGGCCUUGUUGCCUCACACAGAGCUAGAUGAGUGUAUCCAGCACUUCACGAACGUGGCUCUCAACGAGAGCAGUCAGAGCCUGGCUGCGCAGAAGGGUGGAUUAUGGUGUUUUGGAGGAAAUGGACUUCCUUAUGUAGAAAGUUUGGGAGAGGUUCCUUCUGCCACUGUGGAAAUGUUCUGUUUAGAAGCUAUUGUAAAGCAUUCUGAGAUAUCCUCACACUGUGAUCACAUCGAAGCGCAUGGAGGCUUACAGCUACUGCAGAGGCUGUACCAUAUUCACAAGGACUUCCCUAAAGUGCAGAGAAACAUAAUGCGCAUCAUUGGGAACAUGGCCUUGAAUGAGCAUCUUCAUCCUGCUAUCGUCCGCUCAGGCUGGGUUUCCAUUAUGGCAAAAGCCAUGAAAUCUCACCACAUUAUGAAGGCUUCCCAUGCUGCCAGAGCCCUGGCUAAUCUAGACCGGGAAACUGUGCAAGAUAAAUACCAGGAUGGUGUAUAUGUGCUCCACCCGCAGUGUCGAACAAGUCAGCCCAUUAAAGCCGAUGUCCUUUUUAUUCAUGGCCUUAUGGGAGCAGCGUUCAAAACCUGGCGCCAGCAGGACAGUGAGCGGGGUCAGGCUGAAAAUGCUUUGGAAGAUGAAGAAAAGUACACGACAUGCUGGCCCAAGACGUGGCUAGCAAAAGACUGUCCUGCACUCCGCAUUAUAUCCGUGGAGUAUGACACCACCCUCAGUGACUGGCGAGCAAGGUGCCCUACAGAAAGAAAGUCCAUUGCAUUCAGAAGCAACGAACUUCUUAGGAAGCUCAGAGCUGCUGGUGUUGGGGAUAGGCCAGUGAUUUGGAUAGCACAUAGCAUGGGAGGUCUUCUUGUCAAGAAGAUGCUGCUGGAGGCCUCUAAGAAGCCAGAGCUGAGCACCAUUGUAAACAACACCAGAGGGUUACUUUUCUACAGUGUCCCUCAUCAUGGAUCACAUUUGGCUGAAUACUCUGUUAAUAUCCGCUAUCUUCUCUUCCCCUCUCUGGAAGUCAAAGAACUCAGCAAAGAUUCUCCUGCACUUAAAGUACUACAGGAUGACUUUCUGGAGUUUGCAAAAGACAAAAACUUCCAAGUGCUGAGUUUUGUAGAAACACAACCAACAUUUAUUGGCAGCAUGAUUAAACUGCACGUGGUGCCCGUGGAGUCAGCAGAUUUAGGCAUUGGAGAGCUAAUCCUUGUGGAUGUUAACCAUUUGAACAUCUGCAAGCCAAAGGAAAAGGAUGCUUUUUUAUACCAGCGUACUCUGCAGUUCAUCCGUGAAACCUUAGCCAGAGACCUUGACAACUGACAGCCAUCUUCCCUCAUUUUUAUGUGAAUACAGUCCAAGAAACUUGUCAGCUCCUCUCUCUUUAAGCUCUAAGCAGUCCUGCAGUCAGUGUGGCACAGCAGGGCCAGCACGUAGCACAUGCAGCUCUGCCUGCAAACACCCACACAGGCCUGGCAGUAACAGAGGAAAUGCUGAACUGGGUUCCUCUGGCUUAAAAAGAAACUCCAUCGUGCCCGGUCUGGGGCUAGGGAGCAGAGCUGCUGUGACCAGAGUGCCUGUCCAACAGAUACUUCCCAGCUCUCCCGAGAGCCCCACCGCAACUCUGCUCACCACGAAAAUGCCAUUUGGGAGGGUUCCUAAAGUGGGGAGAAGAGCGAACUAGAACUUGAAAAGAAUUCGUUCUGGGUAACCAUGUGCUGAAAAUUUUCUGAAUGCUGGUGUUUCCUGCUUUUAAGUUUUAGUUCAAUCUUUGACGCUUUCUCACUGGCCCUCAUCAGACCUGUUGUCACACAUGGGCAGCUCGUGUAUGCUUCCGUUUUCAUAUUACUGAAAACAAUCUUUCCUUUUAAAGGUGUUCUUUCCAGAUAGCCAGAUGAGUAACUAAGCCACUGCUGAUCAGAAUAUGAAAACUCUUUUAAGCUAUCAGAUGUACUACUUAGUAUCAAGAUUCUCAGAUUCUCUUUGGCUCAAUAAAUGAUACUUUCCU
This is a messenger RNA of Nannospalax galili (Upper Galilee mountains blind mole rat), 3041 nucleotides long. It is a transcript of the gene Serac1, whose product is annotated as serine active site containing 1. The transcript is spliced from 19 exons. Bases 392 to 2356 code for a protein of 654 amino acids. The record is from RefSeq and is a predicted model, not a curated record. Lineage: Eukaryota; Metazoa; Chordata; Mammalia; Rodentia; Spalacidae.